Paramecium octaurelia is the source of this 437-nucleotide messenger RNA. Lineage: Eukaryota; Ciliophora; Oligohymenophorea; Peniculida; Parameciidae. The record is from the annotation of a GenBank genome assembly.
GUUAGAUGUUUGUUUGUUGUGGAAAAAAGAAGAAGGAUCGGAAACAUGCUUCAUUAGGGAAUCUUCAUUAGUUAAAUUUAAUUUGUUAAGAUGGACUAUACUUCGACAAGAAUCUCAAAAUAAUUACAGAAUUCAAUAAAACAAAUGUAUUCAAAUUGAAUUUAAUUGCAUCUAGUUUUGUGAUACUCUAUAAGGAAACUGCAAAUAUUAUUGUCCAAUCUGUUUUAAAUAUUACGACUGUAAAAUGCAAUCACAAUUUUAUAGGUAUGCUCAAUACAACCUGCUGUUCAAAUUAUGUCUGUCAUGUUUGUGCAGUAUAAUCUCUCGCCAAUAAGAUGUACAAUUGUCAUUAUUGUCGAAAUGAUCACUGCAAAUAUGUAGAUGUAGAUCCUGCACAUUAGUUAAAAAUAUACAUAGAUUCACAUACUAAAUUAUGA